This is a messenger RNA of Candidula unifasciata, 1566 nucleotides long. Lineage: Eukaryota; Metazoa; Mollusca; Gastropoda; Stylommatophora; Geomitridae. The record is from the annotation of a GenBank genome assembly.
AUGGCAACAAACCAGAAAGAUGCUAUUGUUAUUGGAGCGGGAAUUUCUGGUCUGGUUACAGCAAAAACUCUCAAAGAAGACAAUUUUGCUGUGACUAUCAUAGAAAGAUCUUCAGAUAUUGGAGGUCUGUGGACUUUCAGAGAGAACGAUUAUGGGGUGAUGAGCUUCACUCACAUAAAUGUCAGCAAGUACAACUAUGCCUUCUCCGAUUUCCCCUUUCCUGAGUCUGUUCCUGAUUACCCCCACCACUCAGAUAUGGCCAAGUAUAUCAAAGACUAUGCCAGUCAUUUUGCACUGAAUGAGCUAGUUCAUUUUAACCUGAGGGUAGUCGGCAUUGAACAAGAGGGGGAGAAAUGGAAGGUGAUCUGUAACAAGGUAAAAGAAGAUGGGCAGACCAGCGCAGAGGGCACAGUUGUCUACACUUGCAGUUAUCUGGCCAUCACAACUGGGCAUCAUGCUAAGCCAAACUGGCCUAAAUUCAAAGGAGAAGAACUUUUUUCUGGCAAGAUAAUUCACUCAGUGGAUUACAAAGAUGCUGUCUACAAUGACUUUACUGGCAAGAGGGUGUUGGUGGUGGGCAUUGGUAACUCAGCUGUGGAUGCUGCAGUGGAUUGUGCCACAGCUGGAAGAUGUCCGAGUGUUUACAUCAGCAGCAGAUCUGGAGCUUGGGUAGUCCCUAACUACGUCCUUGGAGUUCCUACAGAUCUCUACGCUUGCAGGUUUUUCCUGUACCUGCCCAAGUCUGUUACCAAUUUUGUUUUUGGUGCUCUGAUAUCCCUUGUGCAAGGCAGUCCCUGGAAGUGGGGAUUGAAUCCCAAAAUGAAGGCCCUGGAGACGCAGCCAACAGUCAGCCCAACACUCAUUCAUCACAUCCAGAGAGGAAACAUCAAGAUUAAACCCGACAUCAAAGAAAUCAAGGACAGCACAGUACAUUUUGUUGAUGGUUCCACCGCAGAUGUUGAUAGAAUCAUCUAUUGUACUGGAUACAAGAUAGACCUGCCAUUUUUGCCAAAGUCUGUCAAGGAACAAGUCACUGUUGGAGAAUCAAAUGAAAUGCAGCUCUACAGGAAUGUGUUUUUGCCUGAGAUUGGUGCCAGUUUGGCUUUCAUUGGUUUUGUCCAGCCUGCAUCUGGUGGUUUGUUGACCAUGUCUGAGAUACAAGCCAGGUGGUUUUCAGAACUUUGUAAAGGGAAAAUUAGAUUACCGUCCAAGCCGGACAUGAAUGCUGAUAUAAAAGACAAACGGGAACUGUCUCAGCGCCGCUGGUACAAGUCAGCAAGGCACACCAUUCAGCAAGAUCCCAUUAUCUACACAGAUGAGAUUGCUAGUGUUAUUGGGGCCAAGCCAGAUUUGCUGAAGAAUCCAUCUUUAGCAUGGAGACUGAUGUUCAGUUCAUGUGGUGUCUCCCAGUGGAGGCUGAAUGGUCCACACAAGUGGUCUCAAGCAGCACAGCAGGUGAGGAAAGUUCCAAUUCCACCCCUGUGGAACAUCACUGGUUAUGCAUUGGUGCUCAUUAUACUUGGCUUGCUGUACAAGAUCAUUAUAUAUUUGGUGUAUCUGUUUUAG